Megachile rotundata (alfalfa leafcutting bee) is the source of this 681-nucleotide messenger RNA. RefSeq names its product odorant receptor co-receptor (gene Orco). Gene Ontology annotation, molecular function: odorant binding; olfactory receptor activity. Lineage: Eukaryota; Metazoa; Arthropoda; Insecta; Hymenoptera; Megachilidae. Gene Ontology annotation, cellular component: plasma membrane. Gene Ontology annotation, biological process: detection of chemical stimulus involved in sensory perception of smell; sensory perception of smell. The record is from RefSeq and is a predicted model, not a curated record.
AUGUAUUAUUUAAGCAGUAAAAAGGAGAUACGAGAGCAAGAAGGAAUAGGGAGACUGGUCACUGCGAUUGGAGACGCUUAUGGUAUUGCUCUUCUGCUGCACAUGUUGACAACCACCAUCACGUUGACUUUACUCGCUUAUCAAGCAACAAAGAUUCACGGAGUUGACACGUAUUCAGCGUCAGUGAUAGGCUACUUGUUAUACUCCCUUGGACAAGUGUUCAUGCUUUGCAUAUUUGGAAAUCGACUAAUUGAAGAGAGUUCAUCGGUGAUGGAAGCUGCAUACUCUUGUCACUGGUACGAUGGUUCAGAGGAAGCAAAAACAUUCGUGCAAAUCGUAUGUCAGCAGUGUCAGAAGGCGAUGUCAAUUUCAGGAGCGAAGUUCUUUACAGUCUCGUUGGAUCUCUUCGCUUCGGUCUUGGGAGCUAUGGUCACCUACUUUAUGGUGUUGGUGCAACUUAAGUGAAUUCUAAAUCGCGAACGAAACAACUGGAACUACAACCUGGAAAGUUUCGUAAGAGUUCAGGAGGAAACUGUGACUAAAGGACAAUUUGCAAUUAUAGAUUGCGAGGAAAAAGAUCGGUGCGUUCAAACGUUCUUUAAAGUUGUAACUAAAGAAAAUUAUUUGAUGAGUACUGUCGUUUCUUAUCUUAUUUACAAAAAUAAACCUAUCUCAUUUGUA